Molecule: messenger RNA, 540 nt
Organism: Didymodactylos carnosus
Lineage: Eukaryota; Metazoa; Rotifera; Eurotatoria; Philodinida; Philodinidae
Source: the annotation of a GenBank genome assembly
AUGGUUGAUACUCACAUUGUCCCAAUGACAAUGAUAUGUUUGAUGAUCGUAGCAUUAUGGCCGAAUCCUUAUGAUACAUCACCGACUGGAAUAAAACUAAAAUUAAUUUGGAUUGAAUUGCCACUAAAACCUCAAACAAAUAAUAUUUUUGUAUUUUGCAUAAAUCAACGUGAUCAACAUGAAAUUUUAAUUGAAUUUACAAAAGAUGGUUUCUUUACGAAAGCCAUAAAACAACCAAAAAUAUGGUUCAAAUGUUUUGAAUUCAAACAACUAUCCGAUAACGAUUCUAAUUCAUUCUUGUAUGAAAUAAGGUCAAAUGGCAUCCCAAUGAACGAAAGUGAUUUAUUAAAUUGCCAGUUAAAUCAAAAAUUUGACCCGCAAAAUCCAACAUCAUUGCCUUUAUUUGACUAUAUUCAACGGAUAUUAUCGACUGGUGUUGUAAUCGACAAAUUUAAAUACGAGAAUCGUUAUGAUAUUCAAGUUAUCCAUCGCCAACGUAUCUUUUAUCUCGACGACAGACUUGCUGGAACAUGUAAUUAA